AUGGCGCCAACCAGAACUUCUUCCCGCCAAGCUGCUCAGAAAGCCAAAGAGGCCAUGGCUGCCGCUCCAGACACCAAGCCCCGGGGCGGAGCGGGCACGAAGCGCAAGGAGUCGUCUGAUAAAGGCCCAGAGACCAAAAAAGAGAAGAAGAAUGACCACAAGCCCGCUCAGGAAGAAGUAGCCGAGCAGACACCGUCAACCGAACCAUCGAAACAGGCAGAAGAGGAUAAGCCCGCGCCCGAGCAUGACGAACACAAGGAACAGGAAUCUGAGGAACCAAAGACCGAGAAGAAUUAUGAGCAUGUUGAGGAGAAAUCGCCGGAGAAGUCUCCGGCGGCCAGUGCAGAAAAUACCAAACCCCCUGAAUCUGCAGCGCCUGAUCAGAAACCAGCCCCCGAGCACGAAGUUGAGAAUGGCGUCAAGAAAUCCCCGAAGAGAGAAGACGUCAUUACCUCGAAUGUCCUUGAGAAAGGUAUCAUCUACUUCUUUUACCGUCCUCGUGUUAAUACUUCGGAACCUCAGAGCAUAAACGACGUUGCUCGGAGUUUUAUUGUAUUGCGGCCCACCCCGUUGGGAGCCGCGCUUGGUGAAGAUCAAGGGACGGUGGAAGCUGGCUCGAAAUGUCGACUGAUGGCGCUCCCAAAAAAGAAAUUCCCUACAAGUGGGAAUGAGAGAGAUAUGGGAUUUGUGGAAAAGGCGGGCCAGUCAAUGAAAGCGCUACAUGAUAGCUUCAUGGUCGGCGGAAAAUACGAGACUGCUACCCAGGGCGAGCGUAGUAUCGAAGAAGCCAGACCGUUCGCCGAGGGUGUCUAUGCAAUUACGUCUGCGAAACGAGCCUCGCACUUGGCCUACAUCCUCACUAUUCCCGAAAAGAUCGGGACACUCCAGGAGGACUUCGGUCUCCAUGGACGCGGUAGCUGGAUUGUACAGUCUAAGAAUCCCAAGCAUCCAGGCCCCUCAUACGCCGCUCUUCCCCAAGGCCCGGAGUAUCCUGAACAGAUUCUCGAGAAGUUCGGUGAUUACCGCUGGAAACCAUUGGAGCCCGAGUUCAUCGAUUACCCCAAUGCUCAAUUCCUCAUGGUCGGCGAGUCCACGAAUGAGCUGGGUAAGGCUGCCACUGCCGACCCUGACGAUAAACAAGAGGGAGAAGAACAGCCCGGGGAAGAACUUGAAAAGUUCGAGCACGAAAAUGAAGAACGAGUGGAAUCGUUGCGAGGCGAUGACACCGUGUAUGAAGACCUUGGGUUGGAUGCCAAGAAAUAUCCCAAGGUGCCCACGACUUGGACAACAUCAUAG
Messenger RNA from Aspergillus melleus, 1296 nucleotides. RefSeq lists its product as uncharacterized. The record is from RefSeq and is a predicted model, not a curated record. The coding region runs from base 1 to 1296 and encodes 431 amino acids. The transcript is spliced from 4 exons. NCBI's taxonomy places the organism in Eukaryota, Fungi, Ascomycota, Eurotiomycetes, Eurotiales, Aspergillaceae.